Molecule: messenger RNA, 1784 nt
Organism: Oncorhynchus nerka (sockeye salmon)
Lineage: Eukaryota; Metazoa; Chordata; Actinopteri; Salmoniformes; Salmonidae
Product: zinc-binding protein A33-like
Exons: 6
Coding region: 2-1423 (473 amino acids)
Biological process (GO): protein ubiquitination
Cellular component (GO): cytoplasm
Molecular function (GO): zinc ion binding; protein binding; ubiquitin protein ligase activity
Source: RefSeq, a predicted model, not a curated record
AAUGGCCUCUAAAGCUUCUCUCUCCGAGGUUGAUUUCUCCUGUCCAGUAUGCUGUGACAUCUUCAAGGAUCCUGUGGUCCUGUUGUGUAGCCACAGCUUCUGUAAAGCCUGUCUGGAGGAAUACUGGAAACAGAAGACAUCUUGGGAAUGUCCAGUCUGCAGAAAGAAAUCAUCAAUGGAAUUCCCCCCCUGCAACCUGGUUUUAAAGAAUCUGUGUGAGGCCUACUUACACGAUAGAAGCCAGAGAGCUUCAGCAGGGCCUGAGGUGCUCUGCAGUCAACACAGUGAGAAACUCAAGCUCUUCUGUCUGGAGGAUAAACAGCCCAUCUGUUUUGUGUGUCAAACUUCCAAAAAGCAUAAAAGCCAUGACUGCUGCCCAAUAGAUGAAGCUGUACUGGAUCAUAAGGAGGAACUCAAGACUGCACUGGAGCCCUUACAGGAGAAGAUGAAGGUCUUCAGAGAAGUUAAACUGAGCUGUGAUCAAACAGCCAACCACAUCAAGAGCCAGACCCAGCACACAGAGAGGCUGAUUAAGAUGAGGUUUGAGAAGCUUCAUCAGUUUCUAUAUCAUGAAGAGAGAGCCAGGAUAGCUGAACUGAAGGAGGAAGAGGAGCAGAAGAGUCAGAUGAUGAAGAAGAAGAUUGAGAAGAUGAGCAGAGAGAUAUCAUCACUUUCAGACACAAUCAGAACCAUAGAAGAAGAGCUGGGAGCUGAGGACAUCUCAUUCCUGCAGAACUACAAGGAUACAGUGAAAAGAGCCCAGUGUACACUGCCAGAUCCAGAGAGGGUUUCAGGAGCGCUGAUCGAUGUGGCAAAGCACCUGGGAAACCUGCAGUUCAGAGUCUGGAAGAAGAUGCAGGGAGUAGUUCACUACACUCCAGUGACUCUGGACCCCAACACUUCCCACCCAGAUCUCAUCCUGUCUGAUGAUCUGACCAGUGUGAGAUACAGUGAUGAGAAACAGCAGCUUCCUGACAACCCAGAGAGGUUUGAUGGCCAUAGAAUGGUCCUGGGCUCUAAGGGUUUUAACUCAGGAACACACAGCUGGGACAUUGAUGUUAGGAAGAAUAAAGGCUGGGACCUGGGUGUGAUCACAGAGUCUGUCCAGAGGAAGGGAUACAAUGGUUAUUGGCAUAGAUCCUGGGGUGUGUUGUUUGGUGGUGGUGAUUAUAACACACAUGUACCAAAUAAGCCACUCACUCCCCUCACAGUGAGACAGAAUCCCCAGAGGAUCAGAGUGCAGCUAGACUGGGAAGGAGGAAAGCUGUCAUUCUCUGACCCUGUCAAUAACACACAUCUACACACAUUCACACACACUUUCACUGAGAGAGUCUUUCCAUACAUCAGGAAUCUCUGUUUUCUCCACCCUCUGAGAGUGUUACCAGGUAAGGUGUCUGGAUCAGUGGAUACUGUCUCUGUCUGAAUCAGGGACUAACAGGAUGUAAAUGAGUCAGUAACACCCCUUGAUGUCCUUCAUUAAGAUUCCACAGAGGGAGGACACACUGUGAUGGAUAUUAUCAUUGUCUGACUCACCUGUUACUAAUAUAGAAUGAAUAUGUAAUCUGUUCUUUGUUGGUUUUAUUUUUUACCACAUUUACAUUUUGUCUGGUUGUUUUAACCCCUGCAGUAUGUAUCCCAAUAAACUUGGGCUGCCUGAAUGGCAUUUGGCGUAUAGUGUUGUGGCCUUGGACCAUGCCUCUGUUAGCUAGCUUGUAGACAAUGACACCGUUAAUGUAUGUCUGUAGAGUGCAACACAUUUUCAACCAAUAAACAUGUUUGAAUUA